AAUAACACCAACUAUGUUAGUUGAUAAAAUUAAUAACUUGGUCGUCCGCGCCAUCGUAUGCCUGGCGUUACUGAUUGGUUGCAUUUGGCAUAUUGUGAAUGUCAGUGUCAUAUACUUUCGUUACGAGACGACAGUAUCCGUAGUGCUUAAAAAGGCGCAAGUGGUAGAGCUGCCCUCAUUCACUAUAUGCACAAAUAUAAGCUACGCGGUCGACGCCGACUAUUUACGGCACCGGUACCCAAACGACACGGCACUGGCAAACAUAACCGACACCAAUGAAAACAAAUGGCAAUACAAUCAAUACCUCUAUAACCUAACACUAGAGGAGCAACUAUUGAACGGCACGAUCGGCGCCAACCGUCAAAAUCUGAGCCAAUUGGCGGACAAUGAAAAGUACCGCGUGGACCACGACGUGAUGUUUCGGGACAACGCAUUUGCCCUGAUUUGGUUCGUACUGAACGUCAAGUACUUACAGGACGUAACCAUUUAUAUGCACGACCGGCGGGAGCCGUUUGUGGGCAACAUUGGCGGACAGUUGACAUACCUGGAUGUGGAUCAUCAAAAUUAUGGAUAUAGCACUUUUUCAUACAAAAUGAUCGACAUUAAACAAUUACCCUCACCCUACCAGACCCAAUGCGUCGACUACCCACUACUCGGUUAUAGGUCCCAUACGCACAGCGUUGGCCAAUGUCGAGCUAAGUAUUAUCGUGAUCAUUUUGCCGGCUGGCAGCCGGACAUGAUCUAUCGCGAUGAAUAUUAUGAUAAACAAUUAGCGGCUGACUGCGCCCACCAGAUCGGCCGUAGGCCCGACUGUCACUCCGUGUACUACACUAUGAAUAAAGUCUAUAGCCAUCAGAGAGUCAACAAUAGUAAUGAUUCAGCUUAUUUCUCUGUAUCUUUUAAUAUGCCCGCCGGCACAAUCACACGUUAUGUGCACUCACCCCGUAUGGAGUUGGCCGAGUAUAUGGGCUAUAUUGGUGGUGUGUCGGGCCUAUGGUUUGGUCUAAACAUACUGGCCUUUUAUGAUAUU
Messenger RNA from Medioppia subpectinata, 1030 nucleotides. Lineage: Eukaryota; Metazoa; Arthropoda; Arachnida; Sarcoptiformes; Oppiidae. The record is from the annotation of a GenBank genome assembly.